GAACGUUUGACGUUUACCCCAAUUACUUUUACGAAAUCAGAAUCAAUCUCCUAAUCAGCUGUCAUUAUAAUCGAGGCGCUUCGUUGCUCUUCUUCUUUCUUCUUUCUUCUUCCGUUUCUCGCUUCUCUGGGUUUAAUAAUCUCUUUAGAAAAAAUCGAAUCUUGCAGCAAACUGAAAUGGUCAAAUAAAAAAGUUAAGGACUCCAUCAGAAUCUGUCUUCCUACUUAUCGAGACAGGUGAGAGAAAUAAUAGUUCUGAAGGUUCUGUCUGAAGAUUCUCUGUUUUAAAGAGACAUGGAGUGCAACAAGGAUGAAGCCAUAAGGGCAAUGGACAUCGCCAAGAGGAAAGUUACAGAAAAUGACUACACCGGGGCGAAAACAUUUGCUGUCAAGGCUCAGAAUCUGUACCCUGAGCUCGACGGUUUGAAGCAAGUGUUGAUGUUGAUAGAUGUGUAUAUCUCGGCAGGAAACAAGAUUAAUGGAGGGGAGCCUGAUUGGUAUGGAGUUCUUGGUGUGGAUCCUUUGGCUGAUGAUGGAGUUGUGAAGAAGCAGUACAGGAAGCUGGCGCUUUUGCUUCAUCCUGAUAAAAACAAGUGUGAAGGAGCAGAAGGUGCGUUUAAGUUGAUUUUGGAAGCUUGGUCUCUGCUGUCUGAUAAGGUUAAGAGGAUUGCUUUUGAUCAGAAGAGGAGGGUGGUGAUGGUGAAAGAAGUUAAACCGAGAAAGAGUCGGAAGCAGAAACAAGAACCAAAGGAGCCGAAGCAAGCUACAAAGAGGCAGAAGCAGCAAGCAAAGGAGCCGAAACAACCGGCAAAAAAGCAGAAGCAACCACCAAAGGAGCCGAAGCAGCCCAAACAACCAGCAAAGCAGCAGAAGCAACCAGCAAAGCAGCAGAAGCAACCAACAAACCAACAGGAGCAACCACCAAAGCAGCAGCAGCAGCAGGAGCCCAAACAAGAGGCAAAUCAGCAGCAGCAAUCACCAAUGCAGCCCAAACAAGAAGCAAAUGAGCAGAAUGAACCACCAAAACAGCCUAAACAACCUGCAAACCAGCAGGAACAACGACCAAAGCAGCCCAAACAAGAGGCAAAUGAGGAGCAGCAAUCACCAAUGCAGCCAAAACAAGAAGCAAAUGGGCAGCAGGAACCACUUAAACAGCCCAAACAACCAUCGCCGCCUAAACAACCUGCAAACCAGCAGGAACAACGACCAAACCAGCAGAAACAACAACCGAGCCCACAGAAACAACAACAACGACAGCCAAGUUCUAAGGCAUCUCGAAACGGUAGAGGUCGAAGCAACAAGCCCACACCAAAAGUCAGUAACUUUUGGACAAAGUGCAACAUAUGCGAGACGCAACACGAGUAUAUAAGGGUCUACUAUCUUAACAAGAAAGUGAUAUGUCGAAGCUGCCAUGGGUCUUUUAAAGCAACUGAGAUAGAGAAAACACAGGAAGCAACAAAAGAUGCUUCUUGUGGGAGAGAUUCUUUGUCAAGAAAGGCCAGUUCAAACGUGGCAAAUCAAGCAGAGGAAAGAGUAGUGGUUGAGGAGUCGGAAGACAAGGAUGAAGAAGCUGCUAGAGAGAUUACAAACUCUGAUUUCAAAGUAGAAGAGAGGGCUCGUAAGAAGCUGAAGACAAAUGUGUCUUGCAGAGGCAAGUAGUGGGUGGAUCAAAGGUGUGAUGUUUAGGAGUUGAACAAUGAAAUGACUUUUAGGGAUUCCUUAGCGAUCCUAUCUCUUAUGGCUAUUAUAUAUAUAUAUAUAUAUAUAUAUAUGAAUGUUUUGCAUCUAAACUAGGAAAAGUACACACUGGAAGCUCUUCUUCUAACAUCUUUAAUGUGAAAUGUCCAAACUUUUUUGUUUUGUUUGUUAAAAAAGUGUGCUUUGUACAAAUUGGGACAUAACAAGUCAUUGUCAAGUUCCAAAAUAGUCUAAUUUGAUUAUUCUUCUGA
Brassica napus (rape) is the source of this 1948-nucleotide messenger RNA. RefSeq names its product neurofilament heavy polypeptide. Bases 294 to 1658 code for a protein of 454 amino acids. NCBI's taxonomy places the organism in Eukaryota, Viridiplantae, Streptophyta, Magnoliopsida, Brassicales, Brassicaceae. The transcript has 2 exons. The record is from RefSeq and is a predicted model, not a curated record.